Nycticebus coucang (slow loris) is the source of this 6470-nucleotide messenger RNA. RefSeq names its product YEATS domain containing 2 (gene YEATS2). The record is from RefSeq and is a predicted model, not a curated record. NCBI's taxonomy places the organism in Eukaryota, Metazoa, Chordata, Mammalia, Primates, Lorisidae. The transcript has 31 exons. Gene Ontology annotation, cellular component: NuA4 histone acetyltransferase complex. Gene Ontology annotation, molecular function: histone binding. Gene Ontology annotation, biological process: chromatin remodeling; regulation of transcription by RNA polymerase II. Bases 217 to 4491 code for a protein of 1424 amino acids.
CCCUUCUGCUGACGUGCGGGGCGGAACUGCCAGGCGGACUCCGCGGGGCGGUGUGCUUCCGCGGACUGCGGGGUCGCUGGGGAUUCGUGGCGGCGCAACUCCGCGGGGCUUCGUCCGGUUCGCGCACCUCGCCGGGUUCUCCCGCGGCGCCCGGCCAGGCCCGCACUGCAGCCUGAGACCGGAGACAGGUGAAGAACUGAAUGACCGAAUGUCGUCAUGUCGGGAAUGAAGCGAACAAUCAAAGAAACUGAUCCUGACUAUGAAGAUCUAUCUGUGUCCCUUCCAAAUAAGCGGCAUAAAGCAAUUGAGAAUUCAGCUCGAGAUGCUGCCGUGCAGAAGAUUGAGACUAUUAUCAAGGAACAAUUUGCUCUUGAAAUAAAGAACAAAGAACAUGAAAUUGAAGUUAUUGACCAGCGACUGAUUGAAGCAAGGAGGAUGAUGGAUAAACUUCGUGCCUGCAUUGUAGCAAACUACUAUGCUUCUGCAGGUCUUCUAAAAGUUUCUGAAGGAUCAAAGACAUGUGAUACAAUGGUUUUUAAUCAUCCUGCUAUCAAGAAAUUUUUGGAAUCACCAUCUAGGUCAUCAUCUCCUGCCAACCAGAGAUCAGAAACACCAUCAGCCAAUCAUUCGGAAAGUGAUUCUUUAUCUCAACAUAAUGACUUCCUGUCUGACAAAGAUAAUAACAGCAAUGUGGAUGUGGAAGAAAGACUUUCAAAUAAUAUGGAGCAGAGACCAAGCAGAAAUAUUGGAAGGGAUGCUUCUAGUGUUUCUGGCUCCCAUAAAACAGAACAGAGGAAUGCUGAUCUCAUUGGAGAUGAGACUUCACGACUUUUUGUAAAGAAAACAAUAGUUGUGGGCAAUGUGUCCAAAUAUAUUCCUCCAGAUAAGAGGGAAGAAAAUGACCAGUCAACUCAUAAGUGGAUGGUGUAUGUCCGAGGGUCUCGUAGAGAACCUAGUAUUAAUCAUUUUGUCAAGAAAGUUUGGUUCUUUCUUCAUCCCAGCUAUAAACCGAAUGACCUUGUGGAAGUGAGAGAGCCUCCUUUCCAUCUGACCAGAAGAGGCUGGGGUGAGUUUCCUGUAAGAGUUCAAGUUCACUUUAAGGACAACCAGAACAAGCGGAUAGAUAUCAUACAUAAUCUGAAGCUGGAUCGAACUUAUACAGGCUUGCAGACUCUUGGAGCAGAGACGGUAGUAGAUGUGGAACUCCAUCGCCAUUCUCUUGGAGAAGACUACCUUUAUCCUCAACCCUUGGAGUCAGAUGUCUCAGAUGCCCCGCCAAAUUUGCCUUUGACCAUUCCAGCCCCAGUGAAAGCUUCUUCACCUAUAAUAAAGCAGUCACAUGAGCCAAUACCUGAUGUCUCUGUGGAGAAAGGAUUCCCAGCUAGCACUGAAGCUGAACGAAACAGUACGUUUUAUUCUUUACCAUCUUCAUUGGAAAGAACACCCACCAAAAUGACAACAUCCCAGAAAGUUACCUUUUGUUCUCAUGGCAAUUCAGCUUUCCAGCCAAUAGCAUCAAGCUGCAAAAUUGUGCCACAAAGUCAGGUUCCUAACCCUGAGUCACCUGGAAAAUCCUUUCAGCCCAUCACCAUGAGCUGCAAGAUCGUGUCAGGUUCCCCAAUAUCAACUCCAAGCCCAUCACCAUUGCCUCGAACCCCAACUUCCACUCCAGUCCAUUUGAAGCAAGGCACUGCCAGCUCCGUCAUUAGUAAUCCUUAUGUUAUCAUGGACAAGCCUGGGCAGGUUAUUGGAACUACUACUCCCGGUACAGGAAGCCCUACAAACAAGCUCUCUACAGCUUCUCAGGUCUCCCAGGGAACAGGAUCUCCUAUUCCUAAAAUUCAUGGAAGUAGUUUUGUAACAUCUAAUGUGAAGCAGGAAGAUUCUUUGUUUGCGUCUAUGCCACCACUUUGCCCAAUUGGGAGUCACCCUAAGGUUCAAAGCCCCAAGCCUAUAACUGGGGGACUUGGAGCUUUCACAAAAGUGAUCAUCAAACAGGAACCUGGUGAAGCCCCUCAUGUGCCCACAACAGGAGCUUCCAGCCAGUCACCGCUUCCUCAGUAUGUGACUGUGAAAGGGGGUCACAUGAUAGCUGUGUCUCCUCAAAAACAGGUUGUAACUGCUGGAGAAGGGACUACCCAGUCACCAAAGAUACAGCCCUCCAAGGUUGUUGGGGUGCCAGUUGGGUCUACUUUACCUUCAACAGUGAAACAAGCUGUGGCAAUCAGUGGUGGCCAGAUCCUUGUGGCCAAGGCCAGCUCUUCUGUCGCCAAAGCAGUUGGUCCAAAACAAGUUGUCACCCAAGGAGUUGCCAAAGCACUUGUGAGUGGAGGUGGAGGAACCAUUGUAGCUCAGCCGGUGCAGGCCCUAACCAAGGCUCAGGUCACUGCUGCUGGUCCUCAGAAGAGUGGAUCCCAGGGUUCAGUAAUGGCAACGCUGCAGCUACCAGCCACUAAUUUGGCCAACUUGGCAAAUUUGCCUCCUGGCACUAAACUCUACCUUACUACAAACAGCAAGAAUCCUUCAGGAAAAGGAAAACUGCUGCUGAUCCCUCAAGGAGCCAUCCUGCGAGCUACCAACAAUGCUAAUCUCCAGUCCAGCUCACCUGCCAGCGGUGGUAGUGGUGGCAGCGGUGGUGGUACAGGAGGAGGAGGUGGCGGCAGUAGCAGUGGCAGUGGUGGAAGUGGCAGUGGGGGAGGAGGUGGCGGAGGAACAGGAGGUGCUCACAGUGCCACUGGCCCUGGAGGGAUAUCCCAGCACCUGACUUACACAUCUUACAUCCUCAAGCAAACGCCCCAGGGCACAUUUUUAGUUGGCCAGCCAUCACCCCAGACUUCUGGAAAGCAACUAACUACUGGGUCAGUGGUCCAAGGAACCCUGGGAGUCAGCACAUCUUCUGCACAAGGACAACAAACACUAAAAGUCAUCUCUGGACAGAAGACCACAUUGUUUACACAGGCAGCCCAUGGGGGACAGGCAUCACUAAUGAAAAUAUCUGAUAGCACCUUGAAGUCUGUGCCAGCCACCUCACAACUUUCAAAACCUGGAACCACAAUGCUGAGAGUAGCAGGAGGGGUUAUCACAACUGCUACUUCCCCGGCUGUGGCCCUGUCAGCAAAUGGCUCUGUACAACAGUCUGAAGGAACAGCUUCAACUUCAUCAUCUGCUGGCAGUUCUGUAAUUAAAAGUUCUGGGCAGCAGCAAGUGUGUGUGAGCCAGGCCACCAUGGGAACCUGCAAACCUGCCACCUCUGCUGUCGUCAGUGCCACAUCCCUGGUGUCAACACCUAAUCCUGUCUCUGGGAAGGCCACGGUAUCGGGAUUGCUAAAGAUUCACUCUAGUCAGUCCAAUCCCCAGCAAGCUGUCCUGACAAUUCCCAGCCAGCUGAAACCACUCAGUGUGAACACAUCUGGAGGUGUGCAGACUAUACUGAUGCCUGUGAAUAAAGUGGUUCAGUCGUUUUCUACCAACAAACCACCUACCAUUGUGCCUGUAGCUGCUCCAACUCCAGUUGUCCCCAGCUCUGCUCCAGCAGCUGUUGCAAAAGUGAAGACUGAACCAGAAACACCUGGGCCAACCUGCCUCUCUCAGGAGGGUCAGACAGCAGUGAAAACAGAAGAAAGUUCUGAGCUGGGAAACUAUGUCAUUAAGAUAGAUCACUUAGAGACGAUCCAGCAACUCUUAACAGCAGUAGUAAAGAAGAUUCCUUUAAUCACAGAAAAAAGUGAAGAUGCCAGUUGCUUUUCUGCAAAGUCUGUGGAGCAGUAUUAUGGCUGGAACAUUGGGAAACGGAGAGCUGCUGAGUGGCAAAGAGCAAUGACAAUGCGCAAAGUCUUACAAGAAAUACUGGAGAAAAAUCCAAGAUUUCACCACCUGACCCCUCUUAAAACCAAGCACAUUGCUCAUUGGUGUCGCUGCCAUGGCUAUACCCCACCAGAUCCUGAGAGCCUGAGGAAUGACGGGGACUCCAUCGAGGAUGUACUGACCCAGAUCGACAGUGAGCUGGAGUGCCCAUCAUCAUUCUCCUCUGCUGACAAUCUCUGCCGAAAACUGGAGGACUUGCAGCAAUUCCAGAAAAGAGAACCAGAAAAUGAGGAGGAGGUGGACAUCCUCAACCUGUCAGAGCCGUUAAAGAUAAACAUCAAAAAAGAGCAAGAAGAGAAACAAGAAGAAACGAAAUUCUACCUGCCACCAACACCAGGAUCUGAAUUUAUUGGUGAUGUCACACAGAAGAUUGGGGUCACCUUGCAGCCAGUGGCACUCCACAAGAACGUGUACGCGUCGGUGGUGGAGGACAUGAUCCUGAAGGCUACGGAACAACUGGUGAAUGAUAUCCUGAGACAGGCUUUGGCAGUCGGUUACCAGGCAGCAUCCCAUAACAGGAUUCCCAAAGAAAUUACAGUGAGUAACAUUCACCAGGCCAUUUGCAACAUUCCUUUCCUGGACUUCCUCACAAACAAACACAUGGGGAUAUUGAAUGAGGAUCAGUGAACAGAAUGAAGCUGCCCCCAGGAAUUCAGGACCUGAGGUGUAUCCAAAGCAUGUGACCUGUGAUGACGACUCUUCUCUUGGGGAAGGCGGUUGUUUUCUUUGUGCCUCAGAAUAUCGUGGCUACCAAACUGUUGCCUCUGCCAAAUUCUGUAACACCAGAGUGCUCAGUUCCAGAUGAAAGUCUUUUAAGUCAGAAGUUUGUUUCCUGAUUCUGCAGUGAAGCUGUGACUGGAUACGUCCUCUGUCAGUUACAUGUCUUUGUCUCUGUAAAGUCUCCAUAAGCAGGGGGAUCUCAAAGCUGGGCCAGACCAUGCAUAUCAGGCCCUUUUCUCCUUAGUGUACUCAAUGGGGCACACCAGGCCUGACUCCCCAGGAGGUAGAAAAUGAGUUUGGCCUGUUAGAGAUUUCACUCUUUCAGUGGAAGUGGGUAAUGGAAGCUCCAGCCAUUACCCUGAAGAAGGAUUGGGCUCCAGCACUCAGCAAGUGGCUCUCUGCUCCUGCUUGGCCUUGGUGCAGAGGGUCUGCACUCUUAGCCAAAGCGAGUCAGCUGUGGGGAGAGGUAAUGCCACACAAGGGACCUCAGAGGCCUGGGAAGCUGCAGACUGAGCAGAAUUCGCAUUUCAUGGAGCACAGGAGCAUCACUACAACCAGUGUCAAAACGUCAGGGGAGAGAUUCCAGUGUAGGUCAGGAAAAGGCUUGACUGUAACAGAAGAAACCCUUGAUAUGUUCAUCAUACACAGCAACCAUAAGUCCCCAACACUUGGUAAAAUUGUCCCAGCCUCACCUGUGUGUGCCAGGCAAUAGCUGGUUCUGCAGGAGCUUCUGCUGCUGAGUCCCUGUUGAGUGGCCAUGGAAAUAGCCCCCAAGCAGGCUCUGCUGGGAUCAUUUGCUCUACCAGAGGAUUUAGUAUCCUGUUCUUCUCUGCCCAGGAAUUCUUCCCAAGAAGAAAAGUAUACAAAGGAAACACCUGUGAGUGCCUUAAAGUUGGAGAAGUAACUGCUCAAGCCCAGAAACAGGGCUGCCAGUGCCCAGAAGCAGUGAGAAAGCCCCUCGAUGGAGGGGCAGCUGAGAUUAGCAGUGCCAUUACAUGGUGUCCAGGUCCGUUGGAGCUACUCUGUCCUAGGCUUCCAGCUUGGUCUAUGUGGAAGGUGAAAUGACGAACUUUUUCUCAGUUUGAAAUCUUCUCUUACUUUGCUCAAAGAAAAUUUGAAAACUGUAAGUGAGAGUCAGAGAAACUUGUCCAAACAACGUAAUUCUUGUUUUAUGUGUCCCAUUGAUGUUUGAGUCAGGAAAAUAAGGCCAGGGAGGUAACUAGAUAAAAUCUACCUUUUCAAUUUAGCAUCUGAGGGCUGAAAAUCUAGAGGAAUCUAUUCUCAGGAGGGCACAGGGCCUGCCCUGGCUUAAUGCAAUAGUUGAGAAUGUGAGGCUCUAAUAUAUACAUAUAUUUUAGAGACAGAGUCUCAGUUUGUCACCCUCGGUAGAGUGCUAUGCAUCACAGCUCACAGCAGCCUCCAGCUCUUAGGCUUAGGUGAUUCUCUUGCCUCAGCCUCUUCCGUAGCUGGGACUACAGGCACCUGCCACAGUGCCUGGCUAUUUUUUGGUUGUAGUUGUCAUUGUUGUUUGGCAGGCCUGGACUGGAUUCGAACCCACCAGCUCCGAUGUAUGAGGCUGGCAUCUUAGCCGCUUGAGCUACAGGCGCCAAACCAUGAGGCUGUAACAUUCUAUACAUGAACCACUACACACCAGAUUGUUAGGCAAGUGUACAGAUGGCGUCCAACCAGAGGAUGUAGAUCUACAGGGUGGAAGAUUUGGUCCAUAUAAGAACAGAAUUUGUUCAUUACAGGUAGAAAAGUCUAAAGAAAUUAUCUUUUUGUAAAAGAAAUAUUAAAUGAUUUAACAGUCUCCGUAUGUGUUACUGUUUCAAAUGUGUUUGUAUCGUAAUGUAACAAAAAUGUCUACAAUAAAUCUUUUAGUAUUU